Molecule: messenger RNA, 3047 nt
Organism: Pocillopora verrucosa
Lineage: Eukaryota; Metazoa; Cnidaria; Anthozoa; Scleractinia; Pocilloporidae
Product: mitochondrial substrate carrier family protein ucpB-like
Molecular function (GO): transmembrane transporter activity
Source: RefSeq, a predicted model, not a curated record
GUCGCUUUUCUGCCCGAAAGAAUCUGACGAAGGGCGAGCGUCGUCAGCGUGCGACUACAAGGAACCACUGCAGGCGAUUGAAAUACAAGCACAAAGAGCCAAGUGUUCGCAUGUGCGUGUAAUUUGAGUUCUUCGGUGAUGAUAUGAGGUCAUGGCAAUCAAUAAGAUACUCGGAGAAAUAGUGACUUCAAACACUGAGAUCGUGUAAAAAAUUCGAGAGAGCAGGAAAUAUUCUUGAAAUGUUUUUGUAUCGUCUGAAAAAUACGAGAACUCAUCAGGGGUAACAUGCUGGUUUUACGGCCAUACCAGAGAGGUUUGUUAUUUGCCUUUUCGAUAGAUUGAAAUCUAAUUUCUUCCCUCUUUUUUCCUGCAUUACUCACUGACGCAGAAAGGUGGCGAGAAUGGAGAUGACCCUUCAGUGGUAUCUGACAUGAUACUGGAAUGUGAAGUGUAUUUCUAUUCUAAUGUAACGGCUAGUUUUACAAAAAUUUCAAGUCUUUCGUUGGAGUGACCCCUUUGAGAUCUACACGGGAGAUAAGCCUGUCAUGACACAUACUCUGACGGCAUCCCCAAAAAGGACAAUGUAGACCUGCGACUGUUAAAACCAAAAUUUCGCCGGAGAAAUGGAGUCACAUCUUUUUGAUCAGAAACCAGAAAUCAUAAGAACCAUUGAAUGGUUGAGCGAAAAUUCUAGUUUGGGGUGGUGAGUUCGAGGCUGACCCUGGCUGAUUACGCCAUCUCAUUGAAUCUCACUCCAAGCCGACGGUGAAAACUAAUUACAGAUUCACAGCUAAAUUUCGCAGCAUGGCAAAAAAUAAUAUUGAUGACAUUAAGACCCUGCUCGAAUCAAUAACUAUUCUGACCAAAAUCCACAGGACUGUAGUCAACUGCUUUGAUUUGGUAAGGUGGAUAAGCUGUGCCUAAACCUCGUUCCCAGGUUGUCAUUCCAUGGUCUUAUUAUUCCAUGGUUCCGUUGCACGUGUUGUAAAGUGCAAAUUAUUUCUUACGUCAUGUAUUGAGAUAUUGAGCCUGUGUUUUUUCAGUCGAUCAGGUUUUAUUUCUUCAGGUUCUUUCUGUUAGAUUCUGUAGAGGGUUUGCUAGUCCUGCAGCUGUCUGUUGGUAGAAUUAUACGCAAUAAGCUUCGAUCGGUCAUCUCUGGAAGAUUAUUUGUUCUUGUUGUAAAUAUUAAGUCGGUCUUUCGAUUACCCAUCGAAACAUGCAAUGCCGGCGCUUUAUCAUCGAAGAUUUCGUGAUUUUCUGGAGGACAGUGAGUAAAGCUCCCACGGAGAUUCUUGUAAAUAACCAGCAAGAAAGGUGACAAUCAAGAGUCUUUGACCAAAUGGCGACAGGACUGUGCGAAAAGAGACAGCCACGACGUCAGAGUAAAGAACAUGAAAAUUUAGUUCGCUUUGCUUUGAGUGGGCUCUCCUGCAUGUGCGCAGCAACAGUUACAAAUCCUAUAGAUGUAAUUAAGACUCGCAUGCAGCUUGAUAAUGAAUUGGGCUCCCAACAUGAAAGCAGAAACAUAUUUCAUAACCGUUACUAUCGUGGUUUGGUUCGAGGGGCAGCAAGGAUUGCUCAUGAGGAAGGGAUACGUGGUCUGUACAAAGGUAUUGCUCCCUCACUGAUGAGAGAAGCCAGUUACAGUACACUGCGACUAGGCUUGUAUGAACCUCUGAAAGAGUGGUUUGGAGCAACAGACCCUGCUCACACACCACUGUGGAAAAAGGUCUGCUCUGGAGCAAUUGCUGGCGCAAUUGGAAGUGCCAUAGCUUGCCCUACUGAUGUGGUAAAGAUCCGUUUGAUGGCACUACCAUCUGGAAAUAAAUGGGAGUAUAGACACACACUUCAUGCAUUUCAAGCAAUUGUUGCCAAUGAAGGAAUUCGUGGACUUUGGACAGGUGUGAAUGCUACAGUGAAAAGGUCUGCACUUGUAUCAGCUACAGCUGUAUCUUCAUAUGAUCAUGCCAAACAUAAAAUAUUAAAUGCUGGACUUCUUCAGGAAGGACCUGUUCUGCACAUAAUGGCUUCCUCCAUAGCAGGAUUUGUGACAAACUGUGUCUCAUCACCAAUAGACAUGGUGCGCACCAGGUACAUGAAUCAAAAGAAGGAUUGCAACAAGAAACCACUGCUUUACAGAGGAACAAUAGACUGUAUAGCAAAGACAGUUCACAAAGAAGGGCUUUUUGGUCUCUAUAAAGGGUUUAUACCAAACUGGACAAGAACUGGAACUCACACAGUUGUAACAUUCUUUGUUUUUGAACAGUUGCGGGCUUUUGUGGGGUUGAAGCCAAUGUAACUGAUAUAUUGUAGUUUACCUAUACUUAAUGUAGUAAGUUUGGUUCAAUGUGCAGUAUGCAAAUAUCCUUUAAAUCAAAGUAAUUAUCUCAUAAUUUGAAACAUUUUUGCUGUUGGAGGAGAACUCGAAAUGUUCUUAGGGUGCUUAUUCAAAUUGUGCUAGCAACAUGCUCAGCAGCCAGACUACUUCAUUGAAAAAAAGAAACAAAAAACAAUUGUUGAGAAGCUUGAAUACUAAGCUCCAGGGUAAGGUGAGGGUAAGGAGGAAGGGGUGGGUGGAGGGAUUUGUGGAGAGAAAAAGAAAACUUAGCAACAAACCUCUAGAGAACUUACCAGGUAGGAUCAUAAAAAACAGAGACAGUUAUGGCGUCGUACAUAGACAUCUGAUUUCUAUUUUUUAUAUCUGAUUCCUAUUUUUUAUAUUUAUAUAUUCAUGUAAACUAGCCGUCCAGGCCUCAACAAGAUGUUUUUUUUUAAUUGAAAUUCCACUCAAAAAUCAAGGUUUAUUUGCAUUCACGUAAAACAAUACUAAUAGUGCUUGCCAUUUUUAAAGAGGCGUUUUAAAUUUUGUUCCAUUCCGUCACACUCCUUUUUUUUGUACAUAACAAUAAAUUUGGCUUUUUGUUGUUCACUGUAUGAACACUUCUAUUAGUAAUUUAGGCUAAGUUUAUCAUUGUUAAGGGAGCCUUAAAACGUCUUACGUUUGACACUGAAAUUACUGUCAUGAAAUAAAUUUUUAGUAUUGUCAA